Messenger RNA from Protopterus annectens (West African lungfish), 2329 nucleotides. Its product is annotated as adenine phosphoribosyltransferase-like. Gene Ontology annotation, molecular function: adenine phosphoribosyltransferase activity. The transcript is spliced from 6 exons. NCBI's taxonomy places the organism in Eukaryota, Metazoa, Chordata, Ceratodontiformes, Protopteridae. The record is from RefSeq and is a predicted model, not a curated record. Bases 139 to 867 code for a protein of 242 amino acids.
AGGAAGGGUCAUACUUGUGAGUUGCUCAGCUGAUUGUCUGCCUACUGUGACUGCUGUCUGAAUCUUCUCUUCUGAAUUAUUUUAUUUCAGUGGUGUUACUUCUAAUUCUUCCACAUUUUCUGAGUACCAUUGCAUAAGAUGGAUGUCUGGAAGGUUCCUAAGGAAAGACAACAGGGCUGGUACUUGAACCUGAUGGCACCAAAUAUUAAAGGGAAACAGUAUCCUUGGCUGGACCCUUCCAGGUUGUACUGCAACUCUCAGGCACUACAUGAGUGUGUGGAGGACCUUCUCCAACCAUUCCAAAAUGAUGAAAUUGAUCUUGUUGCUGGGAUUGAUGCCAUGGGAUUUAUUUUGGGUUCUGCUAUAGCCAAACAGUUGGAAAAGGGCUUUCUGGCAAUCCGAAAAGCAGGACAUUUGUGUGUGAAAACUGAUGCCAUGAAUUACUCAGACUACAGUGGGCGGGAAAAAGUACUGGAAGUCAGAACCGAUGCUAUUAAAGAAGGAAUUCGUGUUCUCCUAGUGGAUCAGUGGAUUGAGACUGGGGGAACAAUGGAAGCUGCAAUUAAGCUAGUAGUGCGACAAGGUGGGAUCGUAGCAGGUAUAGCAGCAAUUUGCAUUGAAGAAAGCGAAGGUGGAAAGCAUAUUCUUCAAAACUACAAGUGCUCACAAUGUGUCCCACCGCAUUUAAAGGCAGAGUUCAAUGAACACUCUUUGCAAUCAUUCCUGCUCUUUAGAAAUAAUCCUCUUCAUGAAGAACCUGGCUACCAAAAGAGAGUCUGUGGAGCGGAUUGUCAUGGGUGUCCAUCAUGCUAUGCAACGUUUACUAAUCUCAUGACAUAUCCAACUGAGCCCACUGAAAAUUCUUAAAACUUGUUUAUUUCUGUUUUUAUUUUGUUCAAGAUUUCUGCCUGUUAAUAGUUGUCAAGUUCGAGUUAUGUCUGCUUUUAACCUAUUUUCUACUUUCUGUUUUUGCUGUAGCAAGACAAGAUUUAGAGUACAAGUAGCUUACAAGUACCUUUACAUGUGAGGGCCUGUUGGGAAUAGAAAUGUGAAACCCAGCAGGGUAAUUCACACUUUGGUGUUACAUUUUGUACAAACAGUAACUUUAUAUUGAAUGUUUUCUAACAGCAAUCAGAAAACAAAAUUCAUCUAGUAUAUAGUUCAUACAUUCAUGGAUUUUCAGGUACUGCAAGAUGGGCAUCAGUCCCGCUGGACUGGGUUCUGGGUGAUAUGCCAUGAUGUAUGCAUAUACCACAUCAGUGAGUCUGGUGCUAUACUUUUCAGAGUGUAUCAUUAGCUUUACAGGCUGGGUUCAUAAGGUCACUAAACAAAAGCCUGCAUGAGUAAUGAACAUUACCUUUAUUCUUCCGAAGUAGUAUGCGAUCUGUCCCUCUGAUAAGAAAAUUUCAUUAAGGGGAGAUUCACAGGCAAUAGGGGACACUGUACUUUGCCCUUUCCUGAGGCUUUGCACACCAUUUAUAUUUAAUGCAAAAUGCAUGCCUUCUUUUCUCCAAUGUUAACUUUCACAAGAAAUCCUUAUAGGAAUCAAUUACUACUAGAUUGAUCUUAUUUAAAACCACAGUUUCUGUUUUGGUAACAUAUUAUAAGUAAUCAAAAACCUAAUCCAACUUUAAAAGAUUCGAAAAAGCAAUAUGUGCUCACAUGUACCAAGCAGCUAGCUUCAUUAAUAUAGAAUGUAGGUGCAGAUACAGUUACCAGCCAUUAUCUCCUUAGGUAUAGCCUUAUAACUAUUAGGAAUUUCCUACAGUAUAUAUAUAUAUAUAUAUAUAUAUAUAUAUAUAUAUAUAUAUAUAUAUAUAUAUAUAUAUAUAUACACACACACACACAUUGUCUACUUACUGUAUGUUUACAUAACUUUUACAUAAUCCUAUUUUUGUAUCAUUAUAUAAUUCUAACAUCUGUACAGUAAGGCGUAUUAAUAUUAUAAACUGUCUGGACCGACAUUUUGAUAUUCAGUUUUUCAUCUUGAUUGAUUUGUAUGUAUUGUAUUUGAAAGUUGUCCUAUUGGACCAAUGCUCUAAGCCGGUUAACACAGUUUAAAAAAUGAAUAAUUAAAUAAAAAUAAUAAAUAAAUGCAUUUUAAAAAGGAACACAUAAGUGUACAUUUUUUGCAUAAGUACGGACAUCAUGGGAGUAAGUGAUAUUCUUCAGAAUAGUUUGAAGAAGUACAUUGCAUAUUAAAUGGAGAUUAUGUUAGAAUGGUUAAUGGAAACGUUUAAAUGUUUCUCAUUUCAUUUUUAACAUGGAACUUAAGACUGAAAUAUGGUAAUGUCAUAUUAGGAAUGCUAUUAAAAUGGGACAAUAUUGA